GAGGGCAUGGCCAGAGGGUGUGGAAGACCUGAAGACUACAUUUUCAUAAUUCCUACAGAUGCAGCAUAAUUGUAAUUUCCAAUUUCCUUCAUCCCACCAAAGAAGGCAGCUUACCUGCGGCCUUCCGUUGUAUUGUUUUUGGGAUCCCGUCGUCCUGCACCUUGUUUCUCUCGGUGCCUGUCAAGUCGUCGUUGUCCUUGUCUCUGCCCAUGACGAUUGCAGGCCCAGUGUUCCGCAUCGCAUGACGUCCUUGCUCGCCCUCGUUACUAUACUCGUCGUUAUUUAUGCGUCAGACCUACUGGACGGACCAUCGAAACUAUCCGCAGUGCAACCCGGACCAUCAGUUCUCGCCACACUCUGUCAUUGCCAUGCCCACAUACAAGCAGCAGGUCGACUCAUGAAUUAGGCCAUCUGCAUCCAGAGCCUCUCGGUGCCGCCCGACGUGAGAAGAUGCCCUCACUGUCGUUUUUCAAGAGGCGAAAGACUCGUGACCGCCAGAACAGCUCGACAGCCUCUGCCCGGGACGACAGCAGACCAGGGGCAGGCGGUGAGGCCCGUGGAGGCGAUGCAGCCCACGCAACGGGCGAACCAAGCGGCGCCGGUGCAGCGAUAGCGUCGCCUGACGGUGGUAAAAACGUGGCCAGGGAGGAUGAGAAGACCAAGGCGAAGCUUGCGCGGAGAGGCUCAACUAGGGAGCUCAUCAUCCGUGGGUUUCUGGGGCAUUCAGCGCGUGGCCACCGCAGGGAGCUUGAUACUGGUAGGUCUAGUCCCAGCUGGACGUCCCGCAGUGCUGCCUCGACGCCUCUGCCCGAAAACCACCCACCCCUAAUAAGGGGCGAGCAUGAGCACGAGCAUGAGCGUGAGCAUGAGCACCAGCGCCGGCGCCAGCGACAGGACCAGCACCCGCAUGGCCCUGAACUUGGCACCGAGCAUAAUAAGCUUGGCCACGGGUUCGAGCGUGAGAGGGAGCCCGAAUCUGAGCCCGAGAAUGCUACUCCAGCAGCAGCAGCAGCAGGCGCAGCCGCAGGCGCAACCGCAGGCGCAACAUCACCACCAGGGGAGUUGCCAGCACAACCAUCACAACCAUCCCCGACGCUGCGAGAGAAUCCAAGCCGGCGACCACGCCCUGUCAGUGCCGUUGCUGCCACCUCAAGCAUUGGCAGCAACCUGCCGAGCCGGUGGAAGUCACAGAGACUCAAGAGGCUGCAGAGCCUCGCGUUCAGGCCUCGCGAGAAGAAGGACAAGGAGAAGAAGACGGAUACGCCACAGGUCACGGUAACACCAGCCACAGCGACCACAACAUCUCCAUCGACUCACUCUGCGUCGGCUUCCGGCUCCUUCUCCCCUGCAUCACCGCGCUCUCCCGCAAACCCAGACAAGCCACUGCCGUCUCCCCCGCCAGAGCAUCACGGCGCGCCGGCAACCACAGUCUUUAGCCCGCCCCUGAAGCUCAACCGCAUCAUGGCAACCCUGUCGGACCAGGACCUCGAGAAGCUCUUCUCGGGUGCCCCGCAGUUUUUCGCGCGGGCUGAGGGGCACUACACAGGCGCGCCACAUCCUUCGGUCGCGUACCCAUGGGACGAGGCCCUAACCAUCAGAGACCUGACCGACCACUCCCAGAUUGACGAUGCCGCAUGGGGCUGCAUCACCGCAUGGCCCCACAUCACUCGCGAUGUUGACAGGGGCCCGUCCGCCUCGACAUCCGAGAAGAUGGCCGCCAAGCGCCGUGCCCACUUCUUCCCCAGGUGCAGGGAGAAGCCAAACAUGCUCAGUAUGCAGGGGCUCGAGAAGGGCACCAUGGGUUAUCAGGCCGCCCUGGAGCUCGGUGUCUCGGACGCCCUUAAGGAGGAGCAGUGGGGGUUUGGGAGCUUGGGCGCCAAGGAAAAGGCCGUCGUCGAGGCCAGGCAGGCCGCCCUGACGUCCAAAGACGGACUGAGGAGGAUGGAUGAGACCACGGUGCUCGACCACCUGAUGAAGAAUGCGCAGCGGUAUCAGGAGCAGCACCAGAAGGACAAGUCCACGUGCCACGAGCUGUUCCAGGAGCUGUUCACUCACAUCCUGCACCUGCCGAACCGGACAUUGACGGACCCCUACAGCCUGCCUGUUCAGAUCAUGGCUCUGCUCAAGGUUCUUGCCGCUCCCAACGUGUGGGUUGACUUCUCGCACGUCGAGUGGAGGAUACGGCUGGGGCAAAUUUUAUGGGGAACACCCGAUGACGACGACCAGGACAGUGUCAGUGAUGGCUCGUCUAUCACGGACGCAGAGGACUCGAAAGGCUUACAUGAAGAGAGAUACUGGCUCUUGCUGCAGAUUCUGCUUGCUUGCGAGCUGCUGGUGCGGCUGGACGCCAUUACAGAGGGCGACGAGCUGCCCGACGACGUCCGGCGUUCGGAUGUCUACCGAUUUGAGAGGGAUGCCAAUGCUUCGGUGAAAUGGUCACUGCACCUGGCCCGGGCGUGGUUGGAAAACAUCGAGAUCACCAAGACGAGACCGUCAGGGGAGCAUGAGGCACCCAAGGGCUGGCUUGCGAAUCUCACCCAAAAGAUGGCACUGACUAGUGAUCGCCCGCAUUCUAAGCACCACGACGCUCACAAACAACCCAGGGAGCAAUCCAUAUACGUCAUGAAGGGCAAAUACUGGGAGAGACAGGUCCGCGGCCUGACACACUUCGCGAGGAGGCUUAAAUGGCCGGGACUUGAGACCCAGGCAUCGCGAAUUUCUGACAACUGCCGCGUAGUCACGGAGGGAACGCCCCUCAAUACACCACUGGCCACCCCACUGUCAACAAGGACAAACAAAACCACAUCGUCGUAUUUCACGGCAGUGAAUGCAGAUGGCUCAGUGGAGAGGAAGCCUUCACGACGGCAGAAGGUUGGCGCAGCGCUGCAUCCUGCUGGCUGGCUUUCAAAGAGUUACGUCUCGGGCUUGAUGCUCCCAGGCGAAGGCCUCUACCACUUCAUCAUGUCGACGCUAAUCGAGAACGACGUGGCCGCGAUGACCAAGCUUGGGCCAAUGGCGAAUCUUUGCGGGGGGUUCAUGUACCAGGGCAAGAGCUUCUGGAGUACGGCGUGCGUGGUAGGACGCGUCUUGGCUGCUGGGAAGGGUGCUGUCGAGUGUAUGGGAUGGAUCUCGAGUGAUGUCACACCACUGGGACUGGGAGAUGGCUGGGUCGAUGUUGACAUUGAAGACAUACCCGAGGACGUGAAACGAACCGGCAAGCAAGCUAGGCUCUGGGGCAAGCUCGCCAUAGAGCGAGAGUCUUCAGUUCUUGGUGAAGGUUCCGAACAGGAUUCCGUCUUGCCGGCCGACUUCAUUAUCCCCUACGAAAACAAUUACAAAUCACCACCGCCUACAAUCAGUGUCGAGCUGAGGUCGCUCAUCCUGUCUGAACCUCUCGAUUCAGUACAGACCACACCGACGCUAGAAAUUGCAACUCCAUUCUCCGACUCCACGUCCCCUCAAGAGUUGAGAACAUAUACGCCCACGAUUACGUUCAACAUUACAAAUUGGGAGGAGGAUGAUGACGAGAUGGUCACAGUUCCCGUGGCAAAGGAUGUAUACUUCGUGACGGCGCACCCGUGUGUUCCCUCCCAACAUGUCAGGAUCCUGAAAUCGCCCUCCAGCCCUACCAUCCAACAGUUCGAUCUAUCAGACCCUUUCGCGCCGGGAAAUGGCAAGCAACCUGGCCAUGCCAAGAUCAAAUGCCACCCACUACACAAAUACUAUACUUAUACUGCUAUCCACCUCUCCGAGCUUCUGAACAAAUCCAGCUGGACCCUGGAGCAGCUCCUCAGCGACUCUUCGUCCAACUUUGGCCCGAGCAUUGCCCCAACAUCCAGCAGCGACAAAACGCCUCGUGUCCUCGUCAUCGACGCCAUGACUAAUUUUCUGCCGCAACCAGAGGCACACGAGAUCCCGCUGUCGCCCGCCAUCAGUCGGGCGAGCACGAACCAGAGCUCGUCGAGCCGGCACUCGUCGCUGAGCAGUGCCAGCGGACGGGUCGGGCCGGACAUGGAUUUCCAGGGGACGUCGCCAGACCGGAGCGGCAAGAACAAGGAGAGAGAUCGGGAGAACAGCGCCAAGGGCACGACCGAGCAGAAUAUGCAUUCCGAGACCCGUAGGCGGCAGUUUGGGAGCGACAUGGAGAUCCUGGUCAGGGCGCUUUGCGCGGAGAGGGGGUGGAACGCACUGAUUUCCCGCCGCAGGCGCGGUUGCCUUGCGUGUGCCAUCCGCGAGGCGGGCGCCCUUGGGUGGCGAGUUGUCAUCCGGGUCGACUGAGCGGCCCGGUGGGGUUCGAAAAGGAGGCUACUGGUUCGGAGUGAACCUCGGCCAUUGUACAAAAUUGUUUACGAUACCCUGAGCGAGCGCAUUUGGCAUUCAAGGAGCAUUGCGUGUUUCGAUCAGUAUGUUUCGUCUAGAGAAGCCAUCAGUCAAUCAACAACAGGGCUGGGAAAAUGUAUAGCUUGAAAUCAAGACAAUUGGAAUGGGGGCUCGCGUAGCAAGGGAGACUUGUCCCAUAAAAUCCAUAUUCCUGAGGACUGAUACUAGAAAUUCCAGAGCCGUCCCCUGCAGUGAAUACAUGCGAAAGGGGCAUAUUGAGUGUUACCAUGCAAUGUCUGUCUCAGCCACCACGGCCUUGCGUAACGUAUAUGCAACCAUGAUGAAUGCGUGAAACGCCGCUAAGCAAACGCCAUGAUCCUUAUCCUAACCUGUCAAAAAAAGAGUGAUGCCAUGUCGCCCGCGCCACUACCUCGCAAGAUGCUCGCUCAUUCCUCCCGCCAGUUUCACCGCAUCACAGCUCAUCAACACUCCACUCCUUCCAGCCCUUCUCCUCACCGGGCAGCUUCACGGCCUCCCACUCGGCCCGCGUGACAUUCUUCCACUCCUCGACCGGGAUCCACCCGAUAUAUGCCCUGUCGCCAAACCCACCGACCCAGUACACGUCGUCCACGACGAGACGCACCCACCCGGCCUCGUGAAUCCGGUUACCGGGCAGCCAGUACCGGGCGUCCGGGUGGGACCUCAGGAAGCAGUCCUGCAGGUCGGCGGCUUCGGCCUCGGAGGAGGGGCUGAUGUCCUCCAGGUGACCAAGCAGGCUAAACCGGGGCAGAUUGGCGGCGCUGUAGGGGACGGGGUCGUAGUCCGGCGGCAGGCCCGUCGUGGCGUCGUCGUCUGUGCCGGCCCACCAGCUGAAAAGCCAGGCGAGAGGGCUGUGUGACGACGACGACGACGACGACGACGACGACUUCGACUUUAUGCGCUUCGCGGGCGGGUACGGCGGGGCCCAGCCCACGCUUAUGGACAUGUUGCUACCCGCGGCGACGUUCUUGAAGCUGGUGGCGAUCUUGAUGGCCAGUAUUGUGGGGUUUCCUUGAUCCUCGGUGCCGCAGUCGGCGAUGUAGUCCAUCAGCCCGAUGGGCAUGCCGCCCAGAUUGGGUGGUCGGUUCUCGAGGGCGUCGGCAUCUCCGCUGAGGCGGCUGACGGACGAAGGGGAGGACUUUGAGGGUGUGGAGGGGAAUACAGUGGAGAGGGUGGCCAGCGGGCUGAGGGCUAGGAUGCGCCGGCCCAGCACGGCGGACUCAUACGAGGUCGGUAUACGCUGGGCGGCGGGCUGGGCGGGCGGCUGGACGGGCGAGGCUGUUGCGGCGUUGAGGGCCGCGAGGGCGGAAACUGAGGUUGUGAACUUCAUUGUAGGCUGUGUGGUCUGUGUGGUCCGUGUGUGGGAUGGUGAGAAGUCGUGGUGUGGGAGUCAGAGCAUCCGGAGGCGCGGGAGCGGGCGGUUGAGGAGGGAUCGAUGGGCG
This is a messenger RNA of Diaporthe batatas, 5801 nucleotides long. RefSeq lists its product as uncharacterized. The transcript has 4 exons. Bases 451 to 4278 code for a protein of 1275 amino acids. NCBI's taxonomy places the organism in Eukaryota, Fungi, Ascomycota, Sordariomycetes, Diaporthales, Diaporthaceae. The record is from RefSeq and is a predicted model, not a curated record.